This is a messenger RNA of Botrytis fragariae, 744 nucleotides long. RefSeq names its product putative der1-like family protein. Gene Ontology annotation, molecular function: ubiquitin-specific protease binding; misfolded protein binding. The coding region runs from base 1 to 744 and encodes 247 amino acids. Gene Ontology annotation, biological process: endoplasmic reticulum unfolded protein response. The transcript is spliced from 2 exons. NCBI's taxonomy places the organism in Eukaryota, Fungi, Ascomycota, Leotiomycetes, Helotiales, Sclerotiniaceae. Gene Ontology annotation, cellular component: Hrd1p ubiquitin ligase ERAD-L complex; endoplasmic reticulum membrane. The record is from RefSeq and is a predicted model, not a curated record.
AUGGAUCAAAUGAUGGGAAAUGGGGAAGGAGGCCCUGCCGGAUUUCCGCUAGAAACUUGGUUUUGGGAAAUGCCCGUUUGUACAAGAUGGUGGACGACGGCUACAGUCAUUACAAGCGCGCUGGUUCAAUGUCAAAUUGUUACGCCGUUCCAGCUAUUCUACAGCUUUAGAGCUGUAUUUGUUAAGUCGCAGUAUUGGCGCCUCUUGACAACUUUCAUAUACUUUGGUCCUUUAUCUCUGGACCUCGUUUUCCACGUAUUCUUCUUAACCAGAUACUCGCGACUCCUUGAAGAAUCAUCCGGUCGAUCUGCGGCGCAUUUCUCAUGGCUGUUACUCUAUGCGAUGACUUGUCUUAUCUGCAUAAAUCCUCUGGUCUCAAUGCCAUUUCUAGGACACCCAUUAUCCUCAACUCUCGUAUACAUCUGGUCGAGACGAAAUCCCGAUACACAAUUGAGUUUCCUCGGAUUACUGGUUUUCACGGCUCCAUAUUUACCCUGGGUUUUGAUGGGUUUCAGUUUAGUUUUACACGGGACAGUUCCAAAGGAUGAAUUGAUGGGAAUAGUCAUUGGUCAUGUUUGGUACUUCUUUUGCGACGUUUAUCCACCGCUACACAAUGGACAUCGUCCAUUUGAUCCACCAAUGUUUUGGAGAAGAUUAUUUGAUAGACAACCAAGAGAAGAAACAGCGGACGCAAUCAAUAAUGAUAUUGCAAUGGCCGCAGCGCCAGGGCCGGAAGUAAGGUAA